AUGGCCUCCGAGGUGCUCUUGCCCAUCCAGUUGGCCACAGGGCCGCCGCCAUCGAGCCGCAAGCCCAAGCAGAUCAGCGACAAACGACGCGACAAGAAACGGGUGGCCGACCGGCAUUGUCAACGUCAGGCUCGAGCCCGAACGAAGAACAAGAUCGCCGAGUUGGAGUCUCUUGUAGCACAUCUAACAAGCCAGUCAGGCAACGAAGUGUGCCGAGAGCUGAGGGAGCAGCUCGAGACCGCCCGCACCGAAUGCCGCUCUCUCAGACGCAAGCUCGCGACGAUAUAUUCCCUCGCCCAGAUCAACCUGGACGAAGACUCGGAGGCAACACGCCACGACGACGCUACGGAGAAGGAAGGCGCCGACUUCUCUCCGCCCUUUUCGCUGCCCGGCCAUCCCAGGUCGCCCGUGGUGGUCGUGGACGAUCCCCAGGUAGAUGCCCGCAGCGAACCUGGCCAUCAGCCGCGCGGGCCUGUGUGUAACGUCCACGGCGAGGCUGAAUUCGGCUUCCCCCUCGAUGACAGCCUCAAUUUAAACUUUUCGGAUGCCAUGUUCGAUGAGCAAACCUUCAAUCCGAUGGGGUUAGGGGGGGUACCGCUCGAGUUGGAUGAAAUGUCCGGCCCCCACAACCGUAACACUCUCAGCACCACAGCCACCACGCCUUCGCCCAUUCCGCUCUCGUUUCCCGAAAGUGGGUCCUCGUGCACGUGCUCUCACCACACCACCAACACCCACCCUCACAAACAGAUGUGGAAUUUUGUGAGCGACACGUUGCAGAAUUGGAAGACUCACAACUGUUCUCGACUCAGGGACGACGAAAUCCACGACGACAUUGCCGUCCGCGCUGUCAUCGCGGGCUGGGAUGAGCCCACCCUUAGCAACUUAGGUCCCUCGUGGCGCAUCUUGCGUGAUGUCGACCAGAAAGUAUGGGCCAAUUCCCGCGACGUCGAUCGUCUGGCCGUUAUUUGCAUCAUGGAUUUACUACUCCAGUGCCACCUCAACCCUUCGGAGGAGAAUAUGAUGAGGCUGCCUUCUUGGUACAAGGCGAGGCCGUCGCAAUUGGCUCAAAAACAUGCCUACGCUAUUGAUUUUUUUGUUUGGCCGGGCAUCCGCGAGCGAUUCAUCUAUCACUAUCACAAAUACUGUUCCAACAAGUUCUGGGCGCUACUGGCGCAACAUUUCCGCUUCGUGUGGCCAUAUGAUCUCCGUGAUUGUUAUGUACAUAACCGAGAGACUGGUAGAUAUCAACUAUCAGACUUGUUCCGCCGUCACCUCAACGACCUGACAUCCUUCACCUUUGCCAGAGACAUGUUUGGCAACUACCCAGAAUUCGGCAGCGACAUCCCAAAGUACAUGAAAAUUCCGCAAAGCCUGGCUCUCAAGCAGCUGGACAAUCAAUCACAGAAACGGAACUACCAGCAGAUUCCUGGAAACCAGAAGUUGAUCGGAUUCAGUCCUGUGCCUUCGGCGGGCGCGCAAGGACAGUGGUACCACCCGCCAGACGACCUGAGCAAAAGCAUCGGCCCUGUCUUGUGGGCUCCACCGCUCCAAUCCAAUCAAUUUUUCUAG
Cladophialophora psammophila CBS 110553 is the source of this 1569-nucleotide messenger RNA. RefSeq lists its product as uncharacterized. The record is from RefSeq and is a predicted model, not a curated record. The transcript is spliced from 5 exons. Bases 1 to 1569 code for a protein of 522 amino acids. NCBI's taxonomy places the organism in Eukaryota, Fungi, Ascomycota, Eurotiomycetes, Chaetothyriales, Herpotrichiellaceae.